Acanthamoeba castellanii str. Neff is the source of this 1350-nucleotide messenger RNA. Its product is annotated as translation elongation factor Tu, putative. Gene Ontology annotation, cellular component: mitochondrion. The transcript has 5 exons. The coding region runs from base 1 to 1350 and encodes 449 amino acids. Gene Ontology annotation, molecular function: GTP binding; translation elongation factor activity; GTPase activity. NCBI's taxonomy places the organism in Eukaryota, Discosea, Longamoebia, Acanthamoebidae. The record is from RefSeq and is a predicted model, not a curated record. Gene Ontology annotation, biological process: mitochondrial translational elongation.
AUGGCCUCCAGGAGCUUCUCUCGUCUCGGGUUCUCUUCCCAGAUCACCGCGCCCGCCCGCCUCACUCUGCCCCUCCGAUCUAGGGCUGAUUUUUCGCGCACCCUCCCCUGUGCCUAUGCUGGAGCUCAGUCGUACUCCACCUACCGCGCUAAGCCCCACUUCAACAUUUGCACGAUCGGUCACGUCGAUCACGGCAAGACCACCCUCACUGCCGCCAUCACUAAGGUGCUCGCCGACACCGGUCUGGCCAAGUUCCGCGAUUACCAGUCCAUCGACAAGGCUCCGGAGGAAAUUCGCAGGGGUAUCACCAUUAAUGCUUCUCACGUCGAGUACGAGACCGACAAGAGGCACUACGGUCACGUCGACAACCCCGGUCAUGCUGAGUUCAUCAAGAACAUGAUUACUGGUACCUCGCUGACGGACGGUGCUAUCCUUGUGGUGGACUGCUCCACUGGCCCCAUGCCCCAGACCCGUGAGCACAUUCUGCUCGCCAGGCAGGUCGGCGUCAAGAACAUCGUCGUGUGGCUCAACAAGUGCGACCUCAUUCCCGACAAGGAGCUCCAGGACAUGGUGGCCAUGGAGAUCCGCGAGGAGCUGACCCGAUACGAGUACAACGGCGACUCUACCCCCAUCAUCCACGGUUCCGCCCUCGAGGCUAUCGAGCUCAAGGACACCGAGUACGGUAUUCAGGCGAUCAGGAAGCUCCUCGCCACCGUCGACGAGCUCCCUCAGCCCGAGCGACAAACCGACAAGCCCUUCCUGAUGGCCAUUGAGGCUCUCUACACCAUCUCCGGUCGCGGCACCGUCGCCACUGGUGUGGUUGAGCAGGGUAAGGUCAAGAUCGGCGACGAAGUCGAGGUCCUGGGCAUGCAGGAGGACGCCAAGAAGAUCAAGGGUGUCGUCACUGGUAUCGAGACCUUCCACAAGCAGAUGGAGGAGGGCUUCGCCGGCGACAGCAUUGGUCUCCUCCUCCGUGGCCCCAACAGGGAUGACCUCAAGAGGGGUCAGGUCGUCGGCAAGCCCGGCACCCUGUCGGCUCACAAGAAGUUCGAGGCCAACGUCUACGUGCUCACCAAGGAGGAGGGCGGUCGCCACACCCCCUUCGGUGCUGGCUACGCUCCCCAGAUGUUCUUCCGUACCGCCAACGUCACCGGUAAGGUCAUGAUGGAGGGCGACAAGGUCGCCGUGCCCGGCGAGACCAUGAACGUCGGCUUCGAGACCAUCUGGCCCAUGCCCCUGUCCGAGGGACUCAAGUUCUCCUGCCGCGAGGGUGGCAUGACCGUCGCCGCCGGCGUCAUUACCAAGGUCUUCCCCAUGGAGGAGGAGGGCAAGAAGAAGAAGGGCAAGUAA